Ailuropoda melanoleuca (giant panda) is the source of this 552-nucleotide messenger RNA. RefSeq names its product translocon-associated protein subunit beta-like. Bases 1 to 552 code for a protein of 183 amino acids. The record is from RefSeq and is a predicted model, not a curated record. The transcript has a single exon. Lineage: Eukaryota; Metazoa; Chordata; Mammalia; Carnivora; Ursidae. Gene Ontology annotation, cellular component: membrane; endoplasmic reticulum.
AUGAGAGCCUUGGUGGUCACCGUUGUGGCAUUCCUUGCAUUUGCCCGUUGUGAGGAGGGGGCAAGGCUGCUUGCUUCCAAGUCACUUCUGAACAGAUAUGCUGUUGAGGGCAAAGAUUUAACAUUGCAAUAUAAUAUUUACAACGUAGGCUCCAGCGCUGCUCUUGACGUGGAUUUGUCUGAUGACUCUUUUCCUCCAGAAGAUUUUGGCAUUGUCUCUGGAAUGCUCAAUGUGAAAUGGGACCGAAUAGCACCAGCAAGUAAUGUCUCCCACACUGUGGUGCUGAGGCCCCUCAAAGCUGGAUACUUCAAUUUUACCUCUGCCACAAUCACUUAUGUAGCUCAAGAAGGAGGCCAGCCUGUGGUUGGUUACAGCAGUGCUCCUGGACAAGGAGGAAUUCUAGCACAAAGGGAGUUUGACAGGCGAUUCUCACCUCAUUUUCUGGACUGGUCGGCUUUUGGUGUGAUGACCCUCCCUUCUAUUGGGAUCCCCUUGUUGCUCUGGUACUCCAGCAAGAGGAAAUAUGACACCCCAAAGACCAAAAAGAACUGA